This is a messenger RNA of Terrapene triunguis (Three-toed box turtle), 3248 nucleotides long. RefSeq names its product vimentin type intermediate filament associated coiled-coil protein (gene VMAC). The coding region runs from base 57 to 605 and encodes 182 amino acids. The transcript has 2 exons. The record is from RefSeq and is a predicted model, not a curated record. Lineage: Eukaryota; Metazoa; Chordata; Testudines; Emydidae.
UUGGCCGGCGGGGCGGGAGCCCACAGCCGCGGAGGGACUAGCCGGGCCCGGCCGAUAUGUCGGCGCCACCGGCCGUCCAGAUCCGCGAGGCCAAUGCGCACCUUGCGGCGCUGCACGGGCGCGUGGCGGAGCUGGAGCGGCGGCUGGGCGCGGCCGAGCGCACGGUGCGCGGGCAGGCGGAGAGUCUCAUCCGCAAGGACGGCGAGCUGCGCGCGGCGCUGCGGGAGCUGGGGGCUGCCAAGGACAGAGAAAUUACUGCUCUGCAGCAGAAGCUGCUCUCAUCUGAGGAGACAAUUCAGAAGCUGUUGAAUGUUAUCCAGAAAAAAGAUGACUUAAUUGUACAGCUGAAGCACAGGAGUCAUCUUCUGACUAAAAUCUGCAGAAACCGACCCAUCCUGGACAAUCUUCUGUCUUACAUGGCAGAAGGGGAACAGUUAAGUACCCUUCCAGGGACCCAAAGUGAUUCCAGUUCUCCGGUUCAUGACGAGUUCCAGGAGUCAAACUGCAUCACCAACCAGAUAUCAAAGCACAAGGACUUCUCUCUCAGUGAAGAUGACCUGGAAGAUCAGGAAUUGGAUACGAGCCAGUUUGGGACGACAGUGUGAACUGAGUGUGGAACAUGACCUUUGUUACAAAUGCUCCAGUUCCGAUUUUUAAACUUCCUUCUGUUUUUUUAAUCUUGUCCUGAAAGAACCAGGUUCAGAUGGGAGUCUGUCCCCCACCCCCUCAGUUCUUGCAAGUAGCCUUUUCUAUACCUCCUUCAUUGAGGACUCAGGAAAGUAGGCUUUAUGCAAUACUACCUACUUGAGUGGAUACUAAACCUUGAUGAAAUGGGCACUUAUGGGUUUUCCACUGUUCCUUUAUCAUGGGAAUCUUUUAAUUCCUCCUGUCCUUCAGUAUUUACUUUCCUCUGUGACCCCAAACACUUCAUGUUAAGGAUACUUAAGUCAAACGCUAUAUGCAUAGUAAAUCUUCCAGCACUGGUGGCCAAAUGUAUCACCAUCCACUUUCAGCUUCUGUUGGCCUAAGUGCUGCUCCUCAUCCAGGUCUGCUGUAUAUCAGAGCCAUAGACAGUGAUUGAUUAGAGCAAGAUGUUUAUAUACCAAAUUCUAGGACGUGAUGUCUGAGUCUAUAAACCUAUAAAAUAUUGUGCAGUCUUGGGAAUGAAAAAUCUAAGUGCUCAAAGUUCUACAUGUUUCAGUCAAAGGACGUAUUAAAUUAGUGAAAAGCUAUCUUUUCUGGGAAGUUUGGCUGCAUUGAUUUUAGUUAUAUGUUGAAUUCCUAACCUGAUGUUUUGUUUUUGAGAUUAGAUUUGUUAGUUAAGGUUAAUCAGAUCUCUUUUCUUUUGCUCUAUGGAGUUAGCACAGAAAGAAGGAAACUAGUGUAUGGGUUUGAGGCAGAUUCACAAUGUAAAUGGAGGGAAUCCAUUUUCUGAAAUUCACCUUUUUUCCAGAUUGUGUCUUGACUGUUUUAAAAUUAGAGUGGAGGAAUUAAGGGGAAAAUAUUGCAUUCAUUAGUAAGAGGUGUAGUCACUACAGUUGGUGGUGGGAUUUUAAGGAAUAUUAUGCAUAAAGUUAAGUUUCUGGGUAGAAAGGUUGGUUUCUGACUUGAUCACUCUGACUUGCAUUUAAAACUUGGUAGAAAAUUUAAUCUAUUUUUAAGCUUUUUAAAAUUCUGCCUCUACUGUCCUCUUACAGCUUUAAGAUUGGCACCAGUCACUGCAUGGAAACUUUGCUGCUGCACAAAGUGGCCAGCUGUAACCUUUCUGCCUUUGUCUAGAACAUGUAGAUUUUCUCUGUGGUCGAACCAGAUUUCUUCUCCAAAUUCAUCUUGUUUAAACUCUCUGACUGACAGCAGCUCUAUAUGCAAUUCCCUGUAGCUGGCUAAGUACUUUUUUAUAUCUAUCAUAAAGACCUGCUUUUAUAUGGGAUGUUCCUUGUUCAGAAUUCUUCAGUGGGAAACAAAAUGUGAGAACGGGUAUUCGACUUCAAAUAAGAGUAAAGGAAAAUCUCUUAAAAUUCCUUUUUGAGAAACUCUUAUAUGCAACAUAUUUAUACCACCAGAGUGAAUUUCCUGUAUUUUUAUAAAUCUAAAACCCUUGACUACUUUUGGUCACUAAAGAUUCCUUUGCAUUUUUUGCAAAACAGGGUUUUGGCAAUUAUGUCUUGCCAUAUACUAACUCAGGUAAAUACAUUCUGCCUCCAUAUAGUCUCUGCCAUUUACAGUCAAUAAAUAAUUCUUAACUUCUCCUUCAUCAGAUGUGUGGGAAUAGUGCUGGUGGCGCAGGAUGGACACAGUUACAUACAGUGAGAAUGGUAUUUUUGUAGUGGGUGGAGUGACCUCUGUUUGAAGAGUUUAUAAAAGCACUUGGUGAUUUGGGAUUAUAGGUGCUAUGUAAACAUAAGGGAUUAUCUCUUUACAAGUCUAAAGUAAAUGUGCAAUUUCUUGUGAACAUGUACAUUAUGCAGGUCUGGCCCAGCCUAUGUGGUGUCCCUUCAAUGCAAACAAUCAACCUUCAGUGCAAUAAAAAUAUCCCAGUGUAUUUUUCAUCUGAAAUUGUGUGUAUAAAAUAAUUUUACAUCUGCCUAUAUAGAGUUAGGAAUUCCUUUGCAGUUUGUCAGAUUCAGAUGCAGAUAUUUUGCACUUAACAACAAAAAAGAACGUCUUGCUCUCUUGCAAGGUGUCUCCCUUCCCCAGUGGAGAAGAAGGGGUCAGAAAGGACCCAACUGUGUGCAAUGGCAAGAAAGACAACUGACUCAAAUAUGUGUCCAAAGCAAUAAUACUUCUCAUUGUUUAAGCUGCAAGUGCUCCUGUCAUGACCUUGGUGUAAAGGAUACAAGAUAUGGUGGGACAGUCAGCCUUUUGAAGUUUCAACCACUAUCUCAUUACACUCCUUGCCUCUUCUAGUUGUCAGAGUUUGGGAUGCAUAACUCCCUCCACAGCAAAAUGAGACUGUAACCCUAAUUAGCAUAUGUGUUUGUUUGUUACUAUUGUACAAUUAGGGUGCAAGAAAAAAUGUAGGACCAAGGGAGCUCAAAUUAAUCUUCUUAAAACUGUAACAUUCAGGCAACUGGGCAGAAGUAAUGUUCUGUGACUUAGGAGUCAGUAGGUUUCAGGAAACUGGCUGCAAGUGCUUUUGUUUUGCUAUUGCUGUGUUCUUCCUGGUAAAUUGGACCAAAUGGAUUUGAAGCACUGGAAUGGGUUACCUAGGGAGGUGGUGGAAUCUCCGUCCUUAGAGGUUUUUAAGG